AGACCUCAGCCGUGCCAGCCGUCCCAGGGUCGCGGCGCUCAGGGCCGCUGUCCUCCCGGGCCCGACCGCCGCACAGGGCCCGCGCGGAGCCUGCGCGGCUGGCAUGGCGGAUGGAGCCCACGGAAGGCCCAGCCCCCGCGGCAGCCGAAGGGCAGGGAGGAGGCGGGCUGCUGUUGCUGCUAAGACGUUGGUGCCCACUGGCGGUGGCAUGGCUGCUGCUCGGUCUGGCCUACGCGGAGUUCUUCCACGCGUCCGACUGGGGCGAAGACAUCAUCGGCAUUAACGCUAGGGAUACGCGGCAGUCUUUUACGGACACCGCCGUGGACUUCUGGAACCCGCAGACCUGGUGGGCGGAGGGAGACAAGGCGGCGCUGGACAGCGCGGACUUGGAGCCCGAGACCUGGCGAAGUCCCCCCGAGGACGGCAGUGCGCUCCGCGGCGGCGCCGCGCCCGCGGCAGCACCACCCAGGGCUGCGGUGGAGGCCCCUCGGCCGCCCGCGGCCCCACAGCCGCCCGCGGCCCCACAGCCGCCCGCGGCCCCACAGCCGCCCGCGGCCCCACAGCCGCCCGCGGCCCCACAGCUGCCCGAGGCCCCUCAGCCGCCCGCGGCCCCUCAGCCGCCCGAGGACCGCAAGCAGUCUGCGGCCGCUGUGCCGCCGAGCCUCCCGGGCACCGUGGACGGGCAGCCGGCGGUGUGGCACUCGUACGUGCACACGGACCCCAAGGACAACCCCUCGGCGGACGUCGCCUCGACGGAGGGGUUACCCGCGGACCGCGAGGGGCAGUGGGAGCAGGCCCAUUGGCUCUACAACGACGACAAGCUGAUCGUCGACGCGCGGCCCAAGAGGGGACCCGGGAGCGGCGGCAUCUUGGUGGCAUUCGCGAUCUUGUUGGACCACAAGCUCGGCGCAGGUUGGGGCAAGAAGGGCAAGGGCCAGGAGCAGAUGAAGCGCCCGAAAUGGUUGAGGGCGUGCUUGGCGGCCACGAGAAGCCGGGUGCGCAAGUUCGGGCACGCCAUGAUCAUCAGAUGGAGGCCAACGUUGAAGGUGCCGCAGCGAGUGUUGAAGGAGUGCAAGAAGAAGUUCGGAGAGAGUAAGGACGAGCAGAGAUGCAUCAAGGACGAGGAGCGCGAGACGUUCAAUUGGGAGAAGGAGCUCAUGAUCUUGGAGUAUUUGUCGAGCCCAGAGGGCUUCUCUCAUAUCCUCAUGAUGGACGCAGACGCCGCGCUCGUUCACCCCGAGCACGACACGUUGCGGCUCAUGGUCAAGGAGCUCGAGGCGUCUGGCAAGGAGCUGUUCCUGUCCGACGAGGACUGGCAGGCGAACGGCAGGGGGCGCAUCAACGGAGGGCUUCUCUUCGCGGCCAGCACGGACUGGACGCGGCAGCUGUUCCAGGACAUGCUAGCCGCCCACAUGACGGGCACGGUGAGCAAGCCGAAGAGCAUCGGGGGCGCCUUGUUGACCUGCAACUCCAACGAGCAAUUAUGCCUCAACGGCAUCAAGAACCGCGAGGAGUUCCAGAAGCACGCGGGCGUCUGGAGCGGGCAGACGUGGAACCGCGGCGGCUGCGUGCUGAGGCACUGCGCACGCGGGGGCGGCGCAGCUAACGAGGAGAUGGGGCGACUACGCAUGAACGACCCAACCAUGCAAAUCAUGCAUUUCAUGGGUGGUGCGAAGGACAACGCCGUGCAAGCGAUGUGCCUCGACGGCGUUAACGUGACAGGCGAGCCCGCCGACGGGUACGGGUGCUCCUAGCCCGCGGCGGCCGCCGACUGGCAGGGAGCAGCCCGCGCGGCGGCUGCGAAAGCAGGGUCCGCGAGCAGAGCGCCGA
Messenger RNA from Prorocentrum cordatum, 1830 nucleotides. The record is from the annotation of a GenBank genome assembly. NCBI's taxonomy places the organism in Eukaryota, Dinophyceae, Prorocentrales, Prorocentraceae.